AUGGAGGGUUGUGCUGCUGGAGACGAUGAAAUUGAUAUUACUGUCAUCGAGAACGCGUUCAGGAUUUAUAAUCAAGAGAAAUUACUCCUGGGUUCUUAUCUCUAUUCUUCAUUCUCUAAACCACUUCCGCUUUAUCCUGAGCCGGAUAUAAACAAAAGCCAUUGGGAUCACGUCCGAGAAGAAAUGCGUUGGCUAGCGGGUGAUUACAUACGAGAGAGGAAGUGGAGAGAAGGGAAUUGGACAAACAACUCGGUAAUUCGUACUUUUUUGAAAAGAUUAUUUGUCUUUAUUUCCGGUUCUCAUCUAGACGCACUUCUUUUUCAAACAGAGAAAUAUUCUAGAAUGUUAUCAGGAAAACUGAACGAAUUCAAAGACUCCCGUGGAUCCGAACACCAAAACAAUUUCAAGCAGCUUCAAGUAGGAAAAGAUGACGAAAAUUUUAGCGAUUCUGCAAGUUAUCAUCCCACAGAUUCGGAGACAUCUGAUGAUGAAGAAUACAUGAGAGAGGAAAUGGCAUACGAUCGUAAAAAUGACCUUGACUACAUGGCAGAAGUUCGAGAUCUUCAAUUUGAUGCUCACAUUCCGAUUGAAAAGCUUUUAAGACUUCACAGUGAAAUACAGGUACACUCAAACGUAUGCAAAGAAGAAAAUACAAACUCACUUCUCGCUGAAUUCAUAUCUUCCGGAGACAAGAUUGAUUGCUUUAAUUCGUAUUUUAGUCUUUCUCCUUUCCUUCUAAAACAUUCGUUACGGGAAUACCAGGAAACUGGGCUCAAAUGGUUGGCAAGUUGCUAUGAAAACUCCAUGAAUGGAAUACUAGCUGAUGAGAUGGGUCUUGGCAAAACCAUUCAAACAAUUAGCCUUCUUGCAUAUCUUGCUUGUAAUCGUGGAUCAUGGGGACCUCAUUUAAUUAUCGUUCCGACUUCUGUGAUAUUGAACUGGGAAGUUGAGUUCAAAAAAUGGUGUCCAGCAUUUAAGAUAUUGACUUAUUUCGGAUCACAGAAAGAACGGAAGAUGAAGCGUUGUGGGUGGAGUAAACCAAACAGUUUUCACAUCUGUAUUACAACUUACAGAUUGGUCGUACAAGAUCAAAUUAUAUUUCGCCGAAAAAAAUGGGGCUACAUGAUUUUAGAUGAGGCACAUCUCAUAAAAAAUUGGAGAUCACAACGCUGGCAAACACUUUUACAUUUUAAUAGCAAUCGAAGACUACUUUUGACUGGGACUCCGCUACAGAAUAAUCUUAUGGAAUUAUGGUCACUUAUGCACUUUUUGAUGCCGACUUUAUUCCAAUCACAUUCCGAAUUCAAGAGCUGGUUUUCGAAUCCCCUGAUGGAAAUGGUAGAUGACGGUGAUUUAGUUGAUCAAAAUGUGAUAGCUCGCUUGCAUGAUGUGCUUCGACCAUUUAUUUUGAGGAGAUUGAAGAAAGAUGUGGAAAGAAAUCUUCCAGAGAAAAAGGAACAUGUAAUUAACUGUCAACUUUCAAGACGUCAAAGAAGACUUUAUGAAGAAUAUAUUUCAUCAUCUGAUACAUCUACUAUUCUUAGUUCUGGUAAUCUGCUUGGAGUCAUAAACUGUUUAAUGCAGCUUAGAAAAGUAUGCAAUCAUCCAGAUCUAUUUGCAGGCCGCGCUAUUAUAAGCUCUUUCGAUCUACUUCCUUGUAUUUACCUGAGUGUUCCUGCUUUACUUUGCUCCUUAUUAAAUAGAGAUAGUGCAAGAAUAGAGUACCUUAACAACUUUGAUUGUUUUGGGUAUAUUAGUACAAUAGAACAUUCUCAUUCCAAGGAUCUUAAGAAUGUGACCCAGAGCGAAUGUAUUUCAAAGAGUGAAAAGGAAAAACCGAUGAAAGGUGUUUCUUCGAUGACUAAAUGCGUGUUGGAAAAUAUUGUGAAUAAUGCCUGUCUGGAGGACAGGAAAGGAUUGGAAGUACACUCCCAUGAUGAAUCUUUAAUAUGUCGCGUCAUGAAAAAAUAUCCUCUCAUCUCCAUGCGUGCAUUCUUUUGUGCAAAAAAUGAAGCAAUUGUCUGUCAUGAUACUGCCAAUUUGAUUUCCUCCAUCCACAAACGAGCUGUAUGGAUUGAAGAAAAUUUUUGUCACUUUUUUUGUGUUAUCCCGCAUGUUCGGGCAUCAACACCCAAAGUCUUUACUGGAUCAAACUGUGGAUUUUUUAGCCAAUCUUUGCGAAACAGAUAUCUUUGUGAUGUCUUGUCCUAUUUUGCGGGAAAAUUUCGAUAUAUUGUGGUGCGACAGCAACUAUUCUUCCAUGAUAAACGAUUGAUACAAUAUGACUGUGGUAAAUUGCAGAAACUUGCGCACCUGUUGAGAGCGCUCCGGAUUGGCGGACAUAAAGUUCUAAUUUUUACACAGAUGACAAAGAUGCUAGAUAUUUUAGAAUCAUUCCUGAAUUUAUAUGGAUAUUCAUACUGUAGACUUGACGGAAGUACGAAACCAGAGCAACGUCAACUUCUUGUUCAAAGGUUUAACACGGACGCAAGACUUUUUGUGUUUAUUUUAUCCACACGAUCCGGAGGCUUCGGCAUCAAUCUUACGGGGGCGGACACUGUAAUAUUCUACGAUACUGAUUGGAAUCCUGCUAUAGAUAGUCAAGCUCAGGAUAGAUGCCAUAGAAUAGGACAAAAAAGAGAGGUGAACAUAUAUCGUCUCAUUUGUGAAGGAACCGUAGAGGAGAACAUAAUGAAAAAGGCAAUGCGAAAACGUGAACUUGAUCGUGUUGCAAUACAAUCAGCAAUGUUUGAUAAUUUCAAUGGCAAAAAAGGUAUGAGAUUUUUAAUCAAUAUAUAUUUUCGAAUCUAUAUAAAAGCUUUUAUAGAGUCCGUGGUAGCGAGAGAAAAUACAGGGUUAUCUGAGGUUAGAUUAGGAGUUAAAGCGAACGAGUCUUUUCUUGAGUACAAUAAUGAUGGCUUUCCUGGUAAAUAUAUUAGUGAAGACAACACUAAGGAUGACACACAGUUGGCACAAUUAAAAUCAGCAGAGGAAGAUAAAAUGGAUGAAACAGAUAUUCACGACGAAGUUCAGCUUUGUGUAAGGGAUUGGGUUGAAGAGGAAGCUCUCACUAUCUACAAACAACAUUGA
Molecule: messenger RNA, 3090 nt
Organism: Bathycoccus prasinos
Lineage: Eukaryota; Viridiplantae; Chlorophyta; Mamiellophyceae; Mamiellales; Bathycoccaceae
Product: PREDICTED: similar to E1a binding protein P400
Exons: 3
Coding region: 1-3090 (1029 amino acids)
Cellular component (GO): Swr1 complex
Molecular function (GO): ATP-dependent chromatin remodeler activity; ATP hydrolysis activity; histone binding
Source: RefSeq, a predicted model, not a curated record